Messenger RNA from Zophobas morio, 1102 nucleotides. RefSeq names its product mediator of RNA polymerase II transcription subunit 27 (gene MED27). The transcript has 6 exons. Gene Ontology annotation, molecular function: transcription coactivator activity. The coding region runs from base 104 to 991 and encodes 295 amino acids. Gene Ontology annotation, cellular component: mediator complex. Lineage: Eukaryota; Metazoa; Arthropoda; Insecta; Coleoptera; Tenebrionidae. Gene Ontology annotation, biological process: regulation of transcription by RNA polymerase II. The record is from RefSeq and is a predicted model, not a curated record.
UCAACUGUCAAUAAUAAACGAUAACAUAACCUUACUUUCAUAUAUCAAAAAGUUGUAAACAUCGUAACUUAAUUAACUCAAUCUUAGAAAAUUACUGAACAGAAUGGAGAGAGAUAUUGAACAAUUAAAUUCAGCAUUAAACUCUAUUAAAACUCUAAGAUCCAACGUUCGACAAGUUUUCGAAUCGGUAAGUAAUGGUCUUCGAGCCGACCAUGGUGAAGAAGGGAAAGAAAACAAAUUUAUUAUUGAAUUGCAAGAUUUACUCACCACCGUGAAUAAUAAUUUAAGAGAUGUAGAAAGUGCAGUAAGUAAUUUAACUCCACCACCCGGGGCGUUUAGUCUUGGCAACACUACUUAUUUAGGACAAGAAACGACACAAGAACGCCAAGCUCUGUAUGGACAGUUAGUAAAUAGUUACAAAUGGACAGACAAAAUUCGAGAGUACAGUGCAUUAGCUGGGAACAUACUUGCAACAAAUUCUUUCAACAAAACAUAUAAAACAUUUAGUACAACCAAAAGAAGAAAGACGCAAACCAGUAACCAUAAUGUUUCACCAGAAGUAAUUGAAAAUUUAAUAACUAGUAUAGAUCGUCUGUUUCCUGAUGUAACUAUCACAGCAAGUAGACCAUUUUUACCAAACCCCGUUAUUCAGGCUUGUUUGGGAAGAGUUCUAAAAGCCAUAAUUGCAUUUAAAGGACUAAUGAUUGAGUGGGUGGUGGUGAAGGCACUUUCUGAGUCAAAUGAUCUAUGGUCAGAAUCUCGCUAUAAAGUUUUUCGAAAAGUUACAGAAAAUUGUCAUGCGGCUAUGUGCCACUUUCACUCUCCUAUGAUGCCCGAGCUUGCUGUGCGUUCAUUUAUGCACUGGUUUCACAGCUACAACACUUUAUUUAGUGCACCUUGUAAAAGGUGUGGAAACCAUUUACUUGGAAAUCUUCCACCAACAUGGAGGGAUUUACGAACGCUGGAACCCUAUCAUGAGGAGUGCAAGUAGAUGGUAACCACUAAUUCGUUAAGGGGAUAAUUCUAUAUGUAAAAAAAUGUAUUAACAGCACAUAUUUAUUAAGGCGUAUGAACUACAUAAAAAUACAUAACAAGGAGUUUA